CUCUAUCUUUGACGUUGACAUUGAGUCGCAGGAGAGCAGCCUCUCCUCGAGUUUUUCACGAGCGACGAGCCCGGCUCUUACCGAGGCUGAGGAAGUCGAGGUGACCAAGAAAGAGGAUGAAGGCACGUCAUCAUCGCCCGUCAGGACGAGCAGCAACAGUAACGUCUUUGCCCAUGCUCGCGCGCUACUCAAAUACGGUGUCUCGUCAUCUUUCGACAGCAGCAGCUGCGGUAAGGAUAGCAGUGGCGACAAGAGCAACAACGUCGUUCAAGUUGUUGGCCGGGAAAAGGAAAGGGGGCGAGAGUCUCGCCGACGACCUCGACGGCGCCCAAGACUCGGGCUGUCUCUAUGUAUGCGGCUUGCCGGGCACCGGAAAGACGGCUCUCGUUCGAUCCAUCUUAUCGGACGUCGCGGCAGCCAACUUUGGCAAGAGAGGACCUCGAAUGGCCUUUGUCAAUUGCAUGUCGGCCUCGCAACCCAGACUCGUCUUCAACUUGGUUCUGCAAGCGCUUGGCGAGAAGAUGCAGCCAGACGACGUCGAAGCAGAGAAGAGACUGCAGACUCUCAUCAAGGAUCCUUCUCAGCGCAUUCUCAUUGUCCUCGAUGAGAUCGACCACCUGCUCCGUAGCCGCGCCCAUCAGAAUGUCCUCUACCGCCUCUUCUCCUGGGGCGCUCUCUCUCCGCCCGCCUCGUCUUCAGGCACUGGUAACUCGAUGGGCACCUGCGGCGUUGUGGGCAUUGCCAACUCGCUGGACCUCACCGAGCGCUUCGUCCCUCUGCUCGCCAGCAAGGGGGCUGCCCCCGCGGUGCUCCACUUCCGUCCCUUUGAGGCAAAGGAAAUCAUGUCGGUCGUUCGCGCCCGUCUGGCAGGCCUCAAGGGGCGGUACGACGUCGAUGAGGACCAACUGCGCGAGGAGGACGACAUCAUCGUAGAGGACGGAGAGGAGCCUCCGCUUCCCCUCUUUGUGCCUGCCGCACUGGAGCUGGCUUCCAAAAAGAUUGCGGCAGCGACGGGCGACGUCCGAAAGGCGCUCGAUACGUGCCGAAUGGCCAUCGACGUCGUCGAGUCCGAGCAGCGCCGCCUUUGCGCGCUGGACUCCGAAGAAGACAAGAAGCAGCACCUGCGCACCUUUACGCCAAGCACUGCACCAAGAGUCACACCGGCACAUAUUCUCAAAGUCCUUUCGGCCGUCUUGGGAAGCCCACAGCUGACCAAGAUCCGAUCGUUGGGCCUCCAGCCCAAGCUUGCCCUGCUCGCGCUCCUCGUUGCGCAAAAGAGGUCUGCAGAGAGUCUCUCGGUUCUCGGCUCUUCUUCUACCUCUUCCUCCUCUUCCCCCUCCUCCUCCGCCGAGUCCAGCGCCGCCGCGCCGACUUCUGUCACCCGGCUAGCAGACGUCGAGAGUACCUACCUGACCAUGCUCAAGACGGACGGAGGAUCAUUUACAGCACUCGAACGGUCAGAGCUGCUCGACGUUUACGAGAUGCUCGAGGUCCAAGGCCUGGUCACACUCAGUGCCACCGCGUCUUCUUCGUCGCCCAGCGGCAACAUCAAGCGGCAGCUCAAGGCCGCUGCGGCAGACGCCGUGGGAAGUCGCGCCUUGAGACUUGCAAUGGGAUCCGAGGAUGUCUUGAAAGGUAUCACGACGGCUGCCCCUCCUGUUGGAGCCGCAGCCGCAGCAACAGCAACGGCGUCGACUGCUGCCGCGACGUCCAAAGCGGUGCUCGAGUCCAUCAGGCGGAUCUGGUCUGUGGAGGAGGCGCGCAUCAGGCGAAACAAGGGCUGGGAAGGCAUGCAGGGCGAUGCCGACGAAGAGCGCAAGAGGAUCCUCCGUGAAGAGCUCGGUGGGGGCCGAGGCGCCCAGGCCAGCUUUUGAUCUACGAUCAUCCUCAUGUCAAUGCUUUUCACUCUCUUUUCAUACAUUGUCGUUACCGUCAUAAGAUAUUUUCUCAUCGCAAUAUUCUCCUUACCUUGCUACGUCGUCCGUCUACCUCUACGAAUCUAACGAUC
Molecule: messenger RNA, 2008 nt
Organism: Acaromyces ingoldii
Lineage: Eukaryota; Fungi; Basidiomycota; Exobasidiomycetes; Exobasidiales; Cryptobasidiaceae
Product: P-loop containing nucleoside triphosphate hydrolase protein
Exons: 2
Coding region: 117-1874 (585 amino acids)
Biological process (GO): mitotic DNA replication checkpoint signaling
Cellular component (GO): nucleus
Molecular function (GO): DNA replication origin binding; ATP hydrolysis activity
Source: RefSeq, a predicted model, not a curated record